Messenger RNA from Tyto alba (common barn owl), 739 nucleotides. RefSeq names its product ER membrane protein complex subunit 6 (gene EMC6). Bases 210 to 542 code for a protein of 110 amino acids. Gene Ontology annotation, biological process: protein folding in endoplasmic reticulum; autophagosome assembly. Gene Ontology annotation, cellular component: endoplasmic reticulum; EMC complex; membrane. The transcript is spliced from 3 exons. The record is from RefSeq and is a predicted model, not a curated record. NCBI's taxonomy places the organism in Eukaryota, Metazoa, Chordata, Aves, Strigiformes, Tytonidae.
CCGCCUCACCCUCGGCGGAGGCGGUGGAAGCGGGGCUGCUUUCCCGGCGGCCCUUGCGCCAAAAUGCCUGACAGGAGCUUCCGGCGGGGCGGCGAGAGGCUCCGCUGUGGCGGGUGUGAGGCUUGACGGUUGGGCUCGGCCCAGGGUGCCGCGGAGCAGCGCGCCGCCGUGGAUGAGAGUCUCGCCGGGAGGGAGGAGGUGCCCGAGCCAUGGCCGCCGCGGUGGCCAAGCGCGAGGGGCCGCAGUUCAUCAGCGAAGCGGCCGUGAGGGGCAACGCCGCCAUCCUGGACUAUUGCAGGACCUCGGUGUCGGCCCUGUCGGGAGCCACGGCCGGGAUCCUCGGCCUGACCGGCCUGCACGGCUUCAUCUUCUACUUCCUGGCUUCUGUCCUCCUCUCCGUGCUCUUGGUGUUGAAAGCCGGACGGCGAUGGAAUAAGUACUUUAAAUCCCGAAGGCCGCUUUUCACGGGGGGGCUUAUAGGAGGGCUCUUCACCUACGUCCUGUUCUGGACUUUCCUGUACGGCAUGGUUCAUGUCUACUAAAACAACUAGGAGCCACGUUAGCUGCAGUGGUUUUUAAUGAAGCGGGAGGACUGUUGCCAAAAGUCAUCUACACAACUAGGCCAGCUUACCUUUUACACUGUUGUUAAGCGCUUGUAUUGUUAAUACUGUCAGUAAAUUAUGUCCAAGUACAAAUGAAUCGGUCGUACCGUUAGAAUUAAACUGAAUGUGAAGCACCA